This is a messenger RNA of Phyllotreta striolata, 2788 nucleotides long. Lineage: Eukaryota; Metazoa; Arthropoda; Insecta; Coleoptera; Chrysomelidae. The record is from the annotation of a GenBank genome assembly.
UUAUGAUUAAAAGGCUUUUUGAGAACUAUGUGCCAUAAAUUAAUCUAUGUAUUAUCACAUUGUAAUAAUACUUUAUGUAAUUACUCCGAUUUUAUAUUUUGCUUUUCUCUAAUCUCUAAUCUGUUUCGCCUCUUCUUUUAAGUUCGGUGACUGGUUAGAACAGUCACUCAGCCACGUUGCUGUUACAAAAUGACUGUAGAAAUCUGUCCUCUUUUGACAAUUUAUGCCUUAGAUCUUCGCAGCAGCACUGUCGACUUUGCGUCAAUUUUUAGAAGAAGAUGGAAUUCCCUCUACUUUCUUUUUCUAUGGUUUUUAGUUUGUGACAGUUUGUGAUCUUUGUCGAAUGUUUUGUGUUUGUAGGAGAGUGAGAUCGGCCCAAAGAGCAAUGUGCUACGAAUAAGUAUCGUAAAAUAAAAACUCCUAAAAAUGUGCUUGUAAUUAGCUAGUUUCAUAGUGUCGUAUAAUGCACACAUUAUUAGUCACUGGACGAUUGUUAUCAAGGGCACUUUGGAAUGGAAUUGCGAAUGUAUCAUCAACACCAGAGCCCAACAUCCAUAGGAAAAACGAGUCACAAUUAAUAUCCGCGGUUUGCGGCUUUUCCAAAGAGAGACAAAUCCAAAGACUGAUCAAAGGGCAAUUCGGAGACGAUGCCUGGUUCUCGGCCAAGUACAAAACGGCCGAUGUUUUGGGUGUUGCAGAUGGUGUGGGAGGUUGGAGAGCGUACGGAAUCGAUCCCGGCGAAUUUUCCCUGCAGUUGAUGAAAACCUGCGAACGUUUAGUUAAUUUAGGCCUUUUUACACCGACGAAUCCAUCCGAGCUCCUGGCGAAAAGUUACUGCGAACUUUUACAUCAUAAAAAAGCCAUUCUGGGGAGCAGUACCGCGUGCGUCGUGAUUCUCAAUCGAGACAACAACACAUUGUACACUGCCAAUAUCGGCGACAGCGGCUUCAUGGUGGUCAGACGGGGCAAAGUGAUCAGACGGUCCGAGGAGCAACAGCACUACUUCAACACGCCCUUCCAGCUGUCGCUGCCGCCGCCCGGCUACAGGCAGGAGGUGCUCAGCGACCGGCCGGACGCCGCCCUCACCGAUAACAUACCCGUCGAGGACGGCGACGUCAUCUUGGUGGCCACCGACGGCGUCUUCGACAAUCUCCCGCAGAGUAUAAUAGUCAAUGAAUUGAUUAAGGUGCAAGGAGAAAGGUGCGCGGGGCGACUGCAAAUGGUAGCUAAUUCGUUGGCGUGGAUGGCGAGAAAUCUUUCAUUCGAUGAAACUUUUAUAUCGCCCUUCGCCGAGAGCGCCUUCUUCAACGGGAUUAAUACGAUAGGUGGUAAACCGGACGACAUAACCGUCGUAUUAGCAACGGUCGCAAUAUGAAAUAACAUAAAAUGUUGGUAGAAAACGGUAAAUGUUUGGUUCUUCCGUACCGAAUCAAUCGAUUUUAGGAGGGCUUGUGAACUAUUUUUUUGCAUUUUGGGCGUAUUUUUGUACACCAUAUUACCACAUCGGAAAUGCAAACGUGAUUUGUUGUUUUACAGUUUUUUUUUUGUUAAACUUCGGGUGUUUAUUAUUUUAAAUCCAUCUCAUCUUAUAUUUUCAUGUCGUUCCUCGCUUAUAUUUAUUUUAUUUCUCUCCUAUUUGUAAGUAAAUUAAUUCAAACUAUUGUUUUGGUAGGCUUAUCUCUAAUCUAGUUUUUAUGACUAAAAAUAUGUUAUGGUCAUUGUCGAUGCUUAAAAACAUAAGAAUCCAUUUGAUUGACAGUUAUUUUAGGAUUUUUUCCUUAAAAAAAUUAUCUUGAUCUCUUCAUCAAAUCACAUCUCUUAUAUUCUUUUUCUCCUACAAACCAAUCGCGUUCAAACAACUCCUUUAAUUUUUAUUUCUUUUCUUCACACUAGAAAAUUCAUCGAAUGUCCUUCUUUAGCUGUAUUGAAGCUUCGCUGAAUUAUGUUACGCUCAAAAAAACAUGCAAGUUUAUCUAGGAUUUUAACGUAUUUAUAUUUAUUUUCAACUGUUGAAUGUUUGUAGAAUAACACUUCGAAUCCGAAAUGCGGAUAGCGUAACGCGCAUUUGUAUUUUUAGAAACAACGGGCCGAUUUCAUUACUUAAUUAGAUUUAAAUUUAGAGAAAAAUUGCGUCAAGUCAAUUUAGAGCGGGUCUGAAUGGAAUACGAGAAGCAAUAAGGGCGAAACAGCCGAGGAAAUAUGCACUAAAAUGAUGAGAUUGUGUAGAAAUAACCUCCAAGCGAGACUAAACAGUAAAUUUAAACGCUUAAAGCACUUGAUGUUGCAACAUUUUGGGCUAAGAAUGUUUUCAUUCUAAGCUUUUAUUGUUGAAAACAUUAAUAAAAUCGAGCAAGUAAACAUAUUUCUUGCAACUCGAUGGUGUUAAUUUAAAUUCGCAUUAAACCAAAAAAGGGCUGUUACUGUUUGUGAUCGAAACUUUCUUGUCUUGUUUAACGUAACUUUCUUUUAGAUUGCAACAGCCACCUGUCUCCUGAAACCUAAUAUUUAGGCUUCGGUCUUUAACUUUCAUUGUAACUUUCCAUUCUAAGUGUAUCUUAAUUGAGCUGUAUACUCGACACUUGUUUAUUUGCAACUAGAAAUGCAGAUUUUAGUUAUUAAUAAAUAUCUUGUUAUUGAACAAUUUCUUUCUCAAUCGAUCCUUCUUCGACAAUUCCAAUUGGCGGGAAACGGAUUUGAAAAAAUUAAUUUAGCGAAACAUGAAUUACUGAAAACAAUUUUUUUAUUACUAAUAAACACCAAUAAAUAAGAGGAAAAUAUGUAUUAACAA